Messenger RNA from Fraxinus pennsylvanica, 996 nucleotides. The record is from the annotation of a GenBank genome assembly. Lineage: Eukaryota; Viridiplantae; Streptophyta; Magnoliopsida; Lamiales; Oleaceae.
AUGGAAUCGCUAUACAGCAGGAUCAAGGUUUUAGCGUUAAUUUCUCCGCCUUUGGUUCAGAAGCCGAAAAUGGCGUUUCUAUUUAUAGCACGAAAUAGACUUCCACUUGACAUGGUUUGGGAUGCAUUCUUCCAGGGUGAUAAAGAGAAUAGGUUUUCGAUCUUUGUUCACUCAAGACCUGGUUUUCUGCUCAGCAAGGCAACAACAAGAUCAAGUUAUUUUUUGAAUCGCCAGAUUAAUGAUAGUGUGCAGGUAGACUGGGGAGAAGCAAGUAUGAUCCAGGCAGAACGCAUGUUGCUUGAAAGUGCAUUGAUGGAUCCAUUUAAUGAGCGGUUUAUUUUUCUUUCAGACAGCUGCAUACCUUUAUACAACUUCAGCUACACAUACGAUUACAUAAUGUCUGCCUCAACUAGUUUUGUGGACAGUUUUGCUGACACGAAAGAAGGUCGUUACAAUCCAAAAAUGCAUCCGGUGAUUCCAGUUGAGAACUGGAGGAAAGGAUCUCAGUGGGUCGUUCUGACAAGAAAGCAUGCAGAUAUUGUAGUGAAAGAUGACACUGUGUUCCCUAUGUUUCAGUCUCAUUGCAAGCGGAAGUCUUUACCUGAAUUUUGGCGAGAUCGACAUGUUCCUUCUGAUAAUUCUAAGGAGCAUAACUGUAUACCAGAUGAACAUUAUGUUCAAACCUUGCUUGCGCACAAAGGUCUUGAACAAGAAGUUACAAGGAGGACGUUGACUCAUACAGCUUGGGAUCUUUCCUUUUCCAGAGAACAUGAAAGACGAGGAUGGCAUCCUAUAACUUACAAGUUAGUCGAUGCUACUCCUUCACUUGUACAAUCCAUCAAGGGUAUAGAUAAUGUUUAUUAUGAGACUGAAUACAGAAGAGAAUGGUGCGCUAGCAAGGGGAAACCCUCCAAAUGCUUUCUUUUCGCAAGGAAGUUCACGAGGCCUGCUGCUCUACGACUUUUUAAUAUGUCUGCUUUGGGAGUUUCCGAUUAA